Messenger RNA from Patella vulgata (common limpet), 4086 nucleotides. RefSeq lists its product as uncharacterized. The coding region runs from base 179 to 2185 and encodes 668 amino acids. Lineage: Eukaryota; Metazoa; Mollusca; Gastropoda; Patellidae. The record is from RefSeq and is a predicted model, not a curated record. The transcript is spliced from 15 exons.
UUAGGAAAUUAACGUCGUCACUGACGUCCGAUAAAAAACCCCACUAAUUCUUCUCAGAAGUCAACGUUCAUAGCUAAUGAAUGUUACCCAGUUGUGGAGGAAACCAACCAGAUUUUCUCUGAACAUUUCCAUAGGAUACUGAUAUAAUUAUGAAGAGGUAUUAAAGAAAAGUAAACUCAUGAAAAAUACUGGCAUUAAACUCAAAAAUAUAAAAAAAAUUGGUACCGAAUCCAAAAAUAAAUAUAGAGAUUCAAUAUUAAAAGUUUUUCAGGCAAGACUACAAUCUCCAAAUGGAGGAGGUGCAAUUCUGGUUAAUAUUGAUAAGAACUUGAUGCCAACAAAUUGUUUUGAAACACAGAAAGCAGGUUCAAAAUUAACAAAACAAGAUGUGAAAUGUAUAACAAAAUCUAGAAAAUCUGGUUCUGAAAUCAUUAGUAAGCAGUCUCAAAAAAAAUCACAUAUCACAAGUCAUGAGAAAAAAGCGUUAGAAUUGGAAAAAACAGUAAAGAAAAAACAAAGCAUCUGUGUUGGAAAUUGUGAUCAACAUGUAGCUAUCACAACAGAUAAAUCAAGUGAUUUAAGUAUGGAUAGCCCUGAAAAUAACAGACCAAAAAGAAAGAAAAGAAAAACUCGAGCCCAAAGAAACAAAUUAAAACCAAAUAAUCCAAGUAAAAAGUGUGAAAAUAAUCAAAAGACAUCAACAGUUACUAAACACCUAUCAAGUACACAAAAUUUAUCAAAUAUGGUAAAUACUACAGUAUAUGAUAGUGAUUUAGCUUUUUCUAGAAUAACCAAUACACGAUUAACUAAACGGUUAGGCCUAUUUAAUCAAGGAAAGAAAUCUAUGAAAAUUGGCAGAGAUCCUAUUGUAGUAUCUAACUCAAUACGUAAGAAGACUGAUGCUGAUCUAUGGAAGAUAAUACAUAAUGCAGAUGAUGAUUGUAAUCAAAUGGAUGUUGAUUAUGAUAUUCACUCACCAAAUCCAAUAAAUGAUCAGUUAUCAACAUCAAGAGAUCACCUAUCAACUGUAGAACAAGUAUUACCUAAUCCUGUUUAUAUAACUCCUCUAUCUAAUUCAUUACCUAAUAGACAUCAUAGUUCUGCCACAUCCACUGGAGUUUCUUCUGGUACAGCAAAUUUUACUGGAGAAACUAUGCCAAACUCACCACCGUUACAAGAGAUAUCUAACUUCCUUAUGAAAUCUUUACUCAGUAAGAAAAUGUCAAAUAAAAAUGAUUUACUUCAGACUACUUGUGAUGAAUUGAAAAAAAUGAUAAAACAAAAAAUUCCACCAUCAGCCACACCUAUGUCGUGUAGAAUAUCUACAAGUUCAUCAUCUCAUAAUACCAAUAGUAUACAGAGAUCUCUACUAAACAGUUUUAUACAGGAAAAAACAGGAAAAGACAGAGAACAGUCAAAAAUAAUUAAGACCCCCAUUUUAAUUGAGUUGCCCAAAACAAAUGGUGAUGUAAUAAAGAUAGCUAAAGCACAGAUGGAGACUGAUGUACCUAUGUUAAGUAGAACACAAUCACCAGUUUCUUCUAAGGACACUGCUUUUGCUAAUGCUAAAUCUUUGUUACAAAUGAAUGAUGACAUGGCCUUCAGUCAAGUAAAUAGAGUGACAAAUUCUCAUGAAAUAGGAUUAGAUUUGAUGGAUGAUGGUUCUAAUUCCCAUGAAGAACCAGUUAAAGCCAUGUCCACUUCUCAAUCAUUAGGAUUUCAUAAUGUACACACUAAUCCUCCUAUACUUCUACCAACUGUAGAUCACUAUUUACAAGAUGAUAGAUCAGUAAUUAAUAUACAUGAUCAUAGACAGAAUCUAUUAACAGCUUUACACAGAGCAUCUAGACCACCAUUACGUACAACUGAAGCUGUUAUAACAGAAUUGCAACCACAGUAUAUGCCACAUUUUCAUGGUGAUUUUUAUAAGGAUCCUUUAAUUACAAGUGAAUCUAUAUGGCCUUGUAGUUAUAUUAAUCCUGAAAAACAACAAGCACAGACAAGAGGAUGUGAUAUUUUAGAUAUAUUAGAUAGUGACAGACAAUAUAGACAUCAUCUACAUUCUAUACCAUCUGUUUAUAUACCAGAAACUAAUAUUACUUCUCCAUCCUGGCAUUUUACAUCUAUGCCACCACCUUCUAUUUCGUCAUCACCCCCUAAAUUAUUUCCACGUAGAUUAUACUGAUGAUGUUUUAAAAUUUCAACUCCUACUUAAAUGUGCAUUGUGUUAUUAUUUCCGACCUUUUUGAAUAAUAUGAAAGUGCUUUAUUUUGUAGUGUUACACAACUGAAGAUGUUUAUACCCUUUCACAUGUAACAUUUGUAAUUUGAUAUUUUUCAAUACCCCUUUUGGUGUAAUCAUUAGACUAUCAUUAUGUUAAUUAGGGUUUUAAAAGUUUUAAGCAUUAUUUGUUUGGUUUUUAAAUUUUUUACUUUUAUGUUAAGUCAUCAAGUAAGUUAAAUGUAUACUGUCAUAUAGAUAAUAGAGACUUUUGGCAAGCGUAACUUCCUGGUCCGUGUAGCUUAUCCGUAUGGAUUAUGCGUGUGACGUCCUCAAUGUGCAUGUAUUUCUCACAUGUGAUACGGCAGCACGUAUCGAACAGCUUUCAUAUGGAAAAGGUCCGUAAAACAUUGUCAUCUUUUACCAUCUUUCUUUGCUACUUUUAGAUGCUGAAAUGUUGUAUCAUAGCGUUUUUAUGAAUCUGUGCGUAUCCUAGAACACGAAGGUGUAUAGUUGAUGUGAUUUUAACCAUGAUAAAGACUGGAAUUUUCAUACUUUUCUUGUCUGUCUGUCUGUCUGCAUGCUGGUUGAUCUACGUGCUAAAUUUAGGGAGGUGGGACCUUGCAAUGAUUUUAUUCUUCAGUAAAGGAGUAUAAACUUUCUGAAAUGAUACCAUAGUGAAACCAAAAAUUGCUGUCAAGUCGAAGUCUGUCUACAUGCUGGUUGAUGUACGUGCUAAAUUUAGGGAGGCGGGACGCUGCAAUUCUGUAAAUGAUUUUAUUCUAUGGUAAAGGGGUAUAAACUUUCUGAAAUGAUACAAUAGUGAAACCAAAAAUUGCUGCCGAGUCGGAAGUCGAAGAUUUUUAAUAAGAUUCAACAUAAAAAUUUUUUUUAAUAGUUCAGCGACUUUUAAGCGAUUUCACUCCCUUCUGGAAAUUGUAGGCUGGGCACUCGACUAGUACUGAUGGUGAUCUUGAUAGAUAUCUGCCAUCAUACUGUAAUAGAACUAAGCUCUGCUCAGCGGUGCAUAUGUACGCGACGCAAAAAUCUGCUAAAACUACAUCGACGCAACGUAUCACGUAUACGUUACGGAUACGUGAUAUAGAUGGGAAAAAUUCAACUUGCCAAAAGUCUCUAAUAAUAUUUAGUUUCAAACUUGUUUUUCCAAUAAUAGGCUAUUUUCCACAAGUCACUUUUAGUUUUGUUUGCCCUUUACUUUUUAAGAUUUUUGCAUGUUAAUAAGGCUUAAGUUUAAUUCUGUCAGAUUUUAUUAAAUGUAAUGUUUAUUCCCAUCAUCAUAUUUAAAUAUUUUGUUAAUAACGAAAGUGAUGCCAUAAAUAACCAAGGCACUGGAAGUUGAUUCCUUCAUCGUUGGAUUCCAUUUCUGGUCUCCAUAUAAAUUGUUCCUAGUAAUAUUUGUAACUGGUAGCUGGUCUAGUUUUCUGUUGUUUUGAUUUGUGUUGAUAGUUGUCAUUUAAAAACUGUGAUGUCCUGUUAAUUUAUUUCCUUAAUGUGAUACUUUUAUAGGAUAAAAGAAUUGUUGAUAUGUUGGGAAUCUAUUGUAAAAAUGAAAUCAUUUUGAUUGGAAGUCUGAAAAACUUUAGUUUUGUUUUGUUAAUGUUUUGGAAUAAUAUUUUGUUACUGGUUCUUUCAAGAGAGAAUAAUUUUACUGGAAGAUAUGAAAGGAUAAUAUUUAAAAAUUAAACUGUAAUGAAAAUCAAACGAAACCGAUUGGCAUUAUGGUAUGUAGGUUCAAUAUUGAAUAUAUAAUAGAAGUAUUUCAAUAUAUAGAAGUUGAAAUGAAAUGGGGAUUAAUGACCUCCUUUUCUGCACCUCCUGGACUAGUGAAGAUGGGCUAUGAGGAAA